Messenger RNA from Mesorhabditis spiculigera, 1185 nucleotides. Lineage: Eukaryota; Metazoa; Nematoda; Chromadorea; Rhabditida; Rhabditidae. The record is from the annotation of a GenBank genome assembly.
AUGGCUGCCAGCAAGGGUGUCUUCAUCGUCGGCGCCAAGCGCACUGCGUUCGGUACGUUUGGCGGCAAGCUGAAGGGCGUCUCCGCCACCGAUUUGGGAGUGCUCGCCUCCCAAGCUGCCCUCCAGCACGCCAACGUCAAGGCCGAUGCCGUUGAUCACGUCAUUUUCGGCAACGUCGUCCCCUCGUCCCGCGAUGGUAUCUACCUCACCAGGCAUAUCGGGCUAAAGUCUGGCGUUCCCGUUUCCGCUGGCGCCCUGACCGUCAACCGCCUCUGCGGGUCCGGUUUCCAAGCUGUCGUCUCUGCCGCUCAGCAAAUCAAAGUCGGCGACUCUUCCCUGGUGCUUGCUGGAGGUACAGAGAACAUGUCGCAGACGCCGUUCGUCGUGCGCAACAUCAGAUUUGGCACCGGAUUGGGGCAGAAAUACGAUUUCGAGGAUCAGCUCUGGGACUCGUUGACCGACUCGUACUGCCAGCUGCCGAUGGGAAUGACCGCCGAGAAGCUCGGUGCCCAAUAUAAGGUUACUCGCGAAGACGCCGACAAGUUCGCCGCCCGCUCGCAGACGCUAUGGAAGAAGGCGAACGACGCCGGCGUCUACAAGAACGAGAUCUCGCCCAUCGAGGUCAAGGGCCGCAAGGGACCCGAGCAAUUUGAGGUCGACGAGCACCCGCGCCUUUCCACUCCCGAGCAGCUCGCCAAGCUGAAGCCCGUCUUCAAGAAGGAUGGUCUGAUCAACGCCGGCAACGCCUCCGGAAUUUCUGAUGGAGCCGCCGCGCUGGUAGUUGCUGGCGAUGAAGCCGUCACGACGCACGGACUGAAGCCGUUGGCUAGGGUGGUCGCGUACGCAGCUGCCGGCUGCGACCCGUCGAUCAUGGGCAUCGGACCGGUGCCGUCGAUUCGCCAAGCCCUGAAGCUGGCCGGUAUGACGCUCGACCAGAUGGACAUUGUCGAGAUCAACGAGGCGUUCGCCCCGCAAGCCCUCGCCUGCCAGCGCGAGCUCCAGAUUCCCGACGAGAAGUUCAACCUGAAUGGAGGAGCCAUCGCCCUCGGCCAUCCGCUCGGCGCCUCUGGAGCCCGUAUUUCCGUUCACCUCGUCCACGAGCUUCACCGACGCAACCUGAAGUACGGCAUCGGCUCCGCGUGCAUCGGAGGCGGCCAGGGCAUCGCCGUCAUCUUCGAGCGCCUC